Messenger RNA from Musa acuminata AAA Group (dessert banana), 2192 nucleotides. RefSeq lists its product as uncharacterized. The transcript is spliced from 13 exons. Gene Ontology annotation, cellular component: cytoplasmic stress granule. The record is from RefSeq and is a predicted model, not a curated record. Gene Ontology annotation, biological process: cytoplasmic stress granule assembly. The coding region runs from base 102 to 1676 and encodes 524 amino acids. NCBI's taxonomy places the organism in Eukaryota, Viridiplantae, Streptophyta, Magnoliopsida, Zingiberales, Musaceae. Gene Ontology annotation, molecular function: mRNA binding.
AACUAAAACGGGGAGAGACGAGGGGCGGAGAGGCGAGAGGAAGGAGCGGCGCUUUUGGAAAGAGAAGGGCAAAGGAGGCGGCGAGAAGGUUCGACGAAGGAAUGGAGCCGAAGAAGGGCGUGGACGAGUCAUCGUUGGAUGAGCUGUUUCUCUACACCACCGUGUGCAUCGUCGGGUUUCCCGUCGAGGUCCAGGUUAAGGACGGGUCCCUCUACUCCGGCAUCUUGCACACCGCGUGUUUCGAGAAGGAUCAGGGUAUUGUUUUGAAGAAAGCGAGGAAGAUAGGGAAUGGGAAAUGUGACACAAACUUAGCUUUAGGAGACUUUGUAGAUACUCUUGUUAUUCUUUCAUCUGACCUGGUUCAAGUAGCUGUAAAGGAGUUCCUCCCGCCAGCAGAUCAUGUUGCUCAGAACAAUGCAGAGGUGGUGAUUGAAUCUGAUUUACAAACUUGCAAUCGGGAUUCUGGAAGGGUGAGGGAAGGGUCCACAUGUGAACAAAUUUCUGCUUUGAGGUGUUUGGACAAAAGUGAAGAAAGUGAACCUCUUUCAUUAACAAAUGAUGAAGAACAUGUUAUAGUGAAUGAGAUGACUGAUGUAGGUAAAUUUCCAGACAAGGCUUUAGAUAAUAUGCAUGAAACUGGAGGUGCAAGACAAGAUGAGAUAUCUUUAGAAAAGGUUGAAGAACAUUCUUUUAUACCAGCUAUUUCACUUCAGCAAAGACAGGUCAUAGGGUGCAAACCGGAGGGAGAAAAGCAUUGUGAUCCUGUUGAAGAGAUGGCACAAGAAGUUCACCAUUUGAGUCCCAACUCAAAUGCAAAUGGCUCAAGAUUGAAUAGUUCUGCUGCUAUGCCUGUCCAACUGAUGCUUCUAGAGGGCAAAGAUUCCACUUCAACAAACAUUUCACUAUCAGAUGCUAGAACUUCAGCUUGUACUGCUACUCCUUUGGUUUCACAUAUUACAACCUCUUCAUGCCCUGUUAGAUCAGCCUUAUCUGAUGCAUCAAUUCCUAAAAAGAGCAAAGCUGGAAGUAUUACUGCCAAGGAAUCGAAGCUGAAUCCAAGUGCAAAAAUUUUCACACCAUCAGUGACAAAUUUAAGACCAUUACCUACAGCUGUGCCUAAUAUUGUGAGCCCAAGCCAAAUGUUGAACAAUCUUCCUUUAAUGCCUAUUGCUGCUUCACAAUUAGGAACUGAAAUGAGCUCUCUUGCAAGUCAUGUCACAGUACCAAGUAAAUUGGUCCCAUACAAUAACAUAAUUGCCACGCACACUGGACUGGGAACUCAUUAUACUCGACCUGUUCUGGGGCAUGCUAGCAUUCGACAAUUACCCAUUAGAAUGAAUGGUCAAUAUCAUCCUCUUCAAGCAGGGCAUUUCUAUUCAAAUCCACAUUCCCAAAUGUUAAUGGUUGGACAAUUAAGUCAGCCUGCAUAUGUGCAUCCGGUUUCUCAGGAUGUGAUUCAACGAACGCCAGUUAUGCCACAAGGACAACCACACCCUCUAUUGACUCAAGCAAAUGCACCAAAGUUUCAAGGUGCUACAGCCCUGGCUGCGGCUCCACCCGUUGUUGCAGGUGGAAUUCAGACUAUUGUGGCGCCACCCCAUGCUCCAUUCUCACAGCCCUUUGCUGCCAUCCAACCAAUCAUAGUCCCUGGUGGCAAUGGUUAUUUCUACCACUAAAUCCUUGUGAUCUCUUUUCUGGAUCCUGGAAUCUGCAAAUCAAUUUUGAUGAGUUCAUUCAAUUCUUUGCCUAGCAUGGUAAAUAAUGAUGCAGAAUUGAAGAUUGCCCUUUCAACUUGCUAUAGUGGUUUCUGAAGUUAUUUUCCUUAGGAGACCGUCUGUUUUUGUUCCUCUUAUAUCAAAGAAGAAAGCGAGUCAAUCACAUGUUGAAUCUUUCUGGAAGGUUUCUUUUUUUCUUUUUUGAGGAAAAGAGUAUAGUGUAUAUUGGAACAAGCCAUGAUAGAUGAGAGGGAGGAGGAAAUGAUUUUGUUCUACAAGUAGUGGCUUCUAACUGAGACAAGCUACCAAAGGUCACAGUUCUAGUGAUUACCGACUUGACAAAAGUAUUCUUUUUCUUUUUCUUUCCCUCAAAUUAUCUGCAUUUGCUUGGUCAUUUUUUGAACUGGAUGGUAAGAAGUUGUAGCUGGAGAAGAAGAAAAUGUUCAAUUUUAUGCAUCGUGGAUUCUAGCUGCGGCA